Messenger RNA from Talpa occidentalis (Iberian mole), 2118 nucleotides. RefSeq names its product tetraspanin 8 (gene TSPAN8). Gene Ontology annotation, cellular component: membrane. The record is from RefSeq and is a predicted model, not a curated record. Bases 578 to 1291 code for a protein of 237 amino acids. The transcript is spliced from 12 exons. Lineage: Eukaryota; Metazoa; Chordata; Mammalia; Eulipotyphla; Talpidae.
UAACCUUAGGUGUAUCUGGAGAAUAGCUCAUGGCUGAGGCUCCAAUUUUUGAUCUUGGAAACCAGCUUUCCCAGCUGCUGUUUGUGCCUGAUAUUGUCCUUCUGAGAGACCGCAGGACAGAGGGGGACCAUAAACCCAAUCCGUAGGACUUUUCCUGUGAAUGAUGCACUGAAGAAGGGGAUGCACCCACAUUUCAAGUCCCUUCAUCAUCCUUUAUGAAGAGGGUUCCAGAGACAGAAAAGGAAAUGGGAAGGCUAAGUUGGAAAUACAUUUGACAGGUCCAAGAAUCAGCAAGGAGUCCACUGUGGUUGGAACAGCAUGAGUGAAGGAGAAAACAAGAGGAAAUGAGAGCCUGAUCAUGCCUGGCAGCUAAUGUAUACCUUGUGAAUUGACCAAAGAAGGGACUGAUGUUGAGAGAACUUAUGGACAAGCAGGAGAUUCACUAUCUACAAAAAUAUAUAUUAUUCCAAACUGAAAUUUGAAAUCCCUGCAGGCACAUCGCCCAGCACGCAUUGCAGGGCAAUCCCAUAAGGAACAGUUAAAUUUGCGGCAUCUGAGUUCCUGAUCCUUUUCCAACAUGGGAGGUGUGAAUGUCUGUAUAAAACAUGCUAUGUUCACGUUCAACUUCAUAUUCUGGCAAUGUGGUAUUUUGCUCCUGUCAGUAACAAUUUGGCUACAAAGCUCCAAAGGCACUAGUGAGAUUUUAGGUGAAGGGAUUUAUGACAUUAAUCCCCAUGUUGCUAUGAAUAUGUUGAUUGUGGUGGGUGCUGUCAUCACGAUACUGGGGUUCCUGGGGUGCUGUGGUACAGUCGCAGAAAACCGCUUUGUGCUUUUUGUGUAUUUUGUAGGCUUGUUUCUGAUCAUGAUGAUGCAGUUGUCAGCAGGUUUCUUAACAGUUAAUUUCAGAUCUAAGACAGAGCACAUUCUGAAUGAGAUUCUCUAUGAAAAUGUAGUGCUUUUGACUGCAACAGAUGAUGCUGGGAAAACAUUCCAGACAGCCGUAGCUAUGUUUCAAGAAAAGUUUAAAUGUUGUGGUUUGAUCAGUGGACCUUCUGAUUGGGGAGACAAUUUUCAAAAUUAUUUCAUGACAUGUACAUGCACAGGAGCACCAAUUCUUUGUACAUCUUAUCAAGGAAAGCUUGUUUUCAAACAGCCAUGUGCUCCUCUCAUAAAGAAAGUAGUUAGUGACCGUGUUGAAAUUAUCCUUUGGCUUGCAUUUGGACUGGCAGUUUUUGAGGUACUUGGUCUGAUAUUUUCUAUGGUCCUGGUCUGCCAGAUCAGAAAACGAUGAAUCUGUGGAUGUGUCAGACUAUCAUCAGUCAGAACUAUUUCCUUUAAAUUUCUAACUCUCUAUAUAAAUGUGUGCUGUAUAUGCCAGGUGCAGUUGUCUUGUUAAAAUAUCUCAUUUACCUAAACCACAAAUAUCUUAAAUCAUAUUAAAAACUAAGACACAAGGAAUAUAAUACAAAUGUGAUUUUUGACUCAGAACAAAAGCCAUAUUGUUUACCUUGGCUCUUUUUCAUGUGUGAGCUUUGUGUUUAAGUGGUAUGGUACUUAAAUUGUUUUUCUGGAGUCACCCAGAGGGAUCAUCUUUAUCUCUAAGUGAUGGAAUCAUAGUUAUUGAUAGUUAAGGCAGUGAAUCUGCCUUAGAAUUUAGAAGCAAAAUUCUCUUCUGCAUGGUGUACUAAACUUUAAUAAGAUUGAAUUAAGUCUCAAGUUGAAAAGCUUGAGAAUGGGUCAACUAAAAAAAUUGCCGUCCUUUUUUCUAUUUAUGUCAAUGUCUAUUAAUGGUGUCUCUCUUUUCUGCCGGUUUGGGAGACAGAUUUGACUGCUGUGUCUCAGUCUUUGCAUCUCUGUCACCUCUCUGGAUCAUACUCUGAAACAUAGUGGUUACAACUACUUUUCUCUUUGAGUUUUCAUGGACUUUGUUACAUUUUGCUCUUUGUUGAAGUUCACAUAGAAGAAUCAGAUAUUAAAUGACUAUAUACCUUUGUAAGCAUUAGCCAGAUGGAGAUACAGAACAUUUCUAGCACACCAGAACAGCACUUGUCACUUCACAAUUACACACUAGCGUUACCUCACACCCCUUGCCAGAGGAGGCUACACAUAGACAUGUCU